Messenger RNA from Punctularia strigosozonata HHB-11173 SS5, 1251 nucleotides. RefSeq lists its product as uncharacterized. The transcript is spliced from 9 exons. The coding region runs from base 1 to 1251 and encodes 416 amino acids. NCBI's taxonomy places the organism in Eukaryota, Fungi, Basidiomycota, Agaricomycetes, Corticiales, Punctulariaceae. Gene Ontology annotation, molecular function: hydrolase activity. The record is from RefSeq and is a predicted model, not a curated record.
AUGUCGUUCCCCCUUCUCGCAGAAGCCUGUGCCCAUUACCCCGCAAUUGACGAUCACGGCAAGGCGUCUCCGGCCACUUAUCGCGACUCCGUGCCGUUCGAGGGUCUCAUCUCCGAGGCCGAGGGCGAUGCUCUCCUCAACGACGCCCCGCACACGAUCUCGUGUUUUCGUGCUGCCAAGGAACUCGCACCUCUGUUCAAGCUCCCGGACGGCGCGUCCUGGGACAGCGUCAAGGCUGCUCGCCAGAAGAUCCCAUACGACGAGCUCGUGCAGUUGAGCAUGCACCGGACCGGCAUCCAGUGCCUCCUUCUCGAUGACGGGCUUGGCGGGGUGCAGGAAAUGUGCGAGGACUACAAAUGGCACGACCAGUUCACGCGCUCGGCCACGAAACGCAUCGUCCGUGUUGAAAUCGUUGCACAGGAUCUUCUCAAAGAUCUGUUAGACGCCCAACAUGUCACAUCCUCCUCUACGGGCUUCGACUGCGCGGCCCUUUUCGAAAGCCUCGAGGCCAAGUUCGCCGCUUCCAUCGCCGCCAGUGCGGAAGACCCCGAGGUCGCUGGCUUCAAGUCUGUAGCAUGCUAUCGAGGCGGCCUCGCCAUAUCUCCGGCCGUGGAUCCCGCAGGCAUCGCCGCUGCUCUGGGCACUGUCAUCGGAACAUACCUCGAGGACCCCUCCAAACCUAUCCGGCUAGCCCAUAAACCUCUCAACGAUUGGAUCGUGGUCACGACGUGCAAAAUUGCCGCGAAGUGUGGCAAGCCCAUCCAGUUCCAUACUGGCUUAGGCGAUAACGACAUCGUCUUGAACCUCUCUUCCCCUUCACACAUGCAACCCCUCAUCAAGGCGUUCCCGGAGACCAAAUUUGUCCUUCUACAUUCUUCGUACCCUUACACGCGGGAAGCCGGCUACCUGAGUGCCGUGUAUGCCAACGUCUAUCUAGACUUUGGGGAGAUAUUCCCGUUCGUAAGCGCAGACGGUCAACGCGAAGUCGUGCGCCAGAUGCUCGAGCUCUGCCCUACGAACAAGAUAUUGUGGUCGACCGACGGACAUUGGUGGCCUGAAUCGUUCUACCUCGGAACCCAACAAGCGCGCGACACCCUAUACGAGGUACUCGCCGAUUACGUUGUUCGCAAGGAGCUCACGGAGGGUCAAGCCGUAACCGUCGUGGAGAACGCCCUGUUCCACAAUUCGAAUCGUUUGUACCGACUUGGAUUGACGCCGGAUUUGUCGUGGAAGAACGUGCAGACGUAUUAG